AUGAUGAAUAAUUACUCUAUAUGGUUUGUUAUGUUUAUAUUGAUUGCAAACGAAAAUAUUCAUGCAAGUGAUUUAGCAAAAAAAUUAUAUGAAGAUUUAAUGCGUAAUUAUGAUAAACGAGUUCGUCCUGCGUAUAAUGCAAUGGAUGUUUUGAAUGUAGCAAUUAGUUUAAGUGUAACUCAAUUGAUUGAUGUCGACGAAAAAAGUCAAAUUAUGACAACAAAUGUAUGGCUGAAACAUGAAUGGUUUGAUUAUCGAUUGAGAUGGGAUCCAAGUAUGUAUGAGAAUAUUUGUAUAAUGUAUAUUGCAUCGGAAGAAUUAUGGUUACCUGAUAUUGCUUUGUAUAAUAAUGCUGAUGGAGACUAUCAAGUAAAAUUAAAGACAAAAGCGUCAGUGUACCCAUCGGGGGCUAUUAUAUGGGAACCUCCGAUGAUAUUUAAAAGUAGUUGUCCUAUUAAUGUUCAAUAUUUUCCAUUUGAUGAACAAAUCUGUUCGCUUAAAUUUGGUUCAUGGACACACGAUGGAAACCAAUUAAAUCUCUCACAUAUUGUUUAUGAUAACAUUGAAAUGGCCGAUUCACUUGAUAAUGAUCGUUCUCAAGGAAUAUUUUUUCGUAAUUAUUAUCCCAACGGUGAAUGGGAAAUUAUUCGUGCGCCAGCUAGACGUAAUCAAAAAAGAUAUACUUGCUGUUUACAACCCUAUUAUGAUGUCACCUAUGCACUUGUAUUAAAGCGUAAAACAUUAUUUUAUAUUGUUCAUUUAAUAAUUCCUUGUGUUGGUAUAUCAUUAUUAACAUUGAUUGUCUUCUACUUGCCGAGUCAAUCGGGCGAAAAAAUUGUCCUGUGUAUCAGUAUUGAAUUAGCCUUGACAGUUUUCUUCCCGUUACUCGCUGACUUAAUUCCAUCAACAUCUAUAAUGGUACCUCUGCUAGGAAAAUAUUUACUGUUUAUAAUGGUUCUAGUAGCACUAUCAAUAUUUAAUACAAUAAUUACUCUUGCAUUAUACUAUCGAGAACAAAAUAAUAAAAAAUCAAUGCCAAAAUGGAUGAAACAUUUAUUUGUUCAAGUUUUAUCACCAUUAUUAUUUAUAUCAUCAUCAAAACAACAUGAAAUUAAGAAAACAAGACAAAAUAAAACAAAAAUUCUCAUGAAAAUACCACGAGAUAAUACGUUUGAUAGUAUUUUUUCAAUUAUGUUAGAAAAAAUACUUCAUUUAGGUGAACUUGAAUUAAUUUUUACAAAAUUUAAUCGAACUGUAACAAGAAACAAAAAUGCUCAUGAUUGGCAACAUGUUGCUUUAGUAUUCGAUCGUAUUCUAUUGAUUAUUUUUACUACUGCAUCACUAACUGGUACUAUAAUUAUAUUAGCACAAAGAACUCCAAAUGUUAUUUCAACAAUCGAUUUAAAUAAUCUUAAUCAAGGUGUUUUUAAUGAGUGUGAUUAUAAACAUAAACAUUGA
This is a messenger RNA of Rotaria socialis, 1458 nucleotides long. The record is from the annotation of a GenBank genome assembly. NCBI's taxonomy places the organism in Eukaryota, Metazoa, Rotifera, Eurotatoria, Philodinida, Philodinidae.